UCCACCAAUGGACGGCAAGAGUGUGGCGCUUCGAAAUGUCCUUCAAAAUUAAUGGUCCAGGACAGGAAAAGGCAUACCAUUAAGGUGUUGCCUGCAGAACGGGAGAGUCUGUGUGAAUCUCGCGAUCUUAAGUGUGCUGGGACUGGUGUAAUAUCAGAGCAAAAGAGAGAUACUUUUGUGUGGUUCUAUACCGGCAUCUCAGGAAACAAGUGAUCUAAACUGGUAGCCACCAUGGGAGCCGCAUCUGCAGUGUUUUUGGUAUUUCUUGGUUGUUGCUCAAAUGUUAUCUUUCUUGAGCUGCUUGUGAAGAAUGAGCCUGGCAGUGGAAACAUCAUCACUUGUGCGCAGUUUGUUUUCAUUGCGAUUGAGGGCUAUAUAUUUACUUCCGAUUUUGGUAGAAAGAAAAAUGUGAUACCAAUUAAAGACUACAUGGUUUUGGUGAUCAUGUUCUUCAUUGUCAAUGUAACAAACAACCUGGCAUUUGGUUUUAAGAUCUCGAUGCCUUUACAUAUGAUAUUUCGUAGUGGUGGUUUGAUUGCCAAUAUGAUCAUGGCAAUAAUUGUGCUAGGAAGACGCUAUACUCUUUCAAAGUAUGUAUCUGUAGCUAUGAUUACCAUGGGCACUGCAAUCUGCACUUUUGCAUCAGCAGAAAAUUUGAAAGAUAAGGAUGAAGAAGAGAUGGCAGAAGGCAUCUCAAGCUUCAUGACAUGGCUGUUGGGCAUCGGCCUCCUCACCUUUGCUCUUUUUCUAUCUGCUCGGAUGGGGAUCUUCCAGGAGUGUCUUUACUCCCAGUAUGGGAAGCAUCCAAGAGAAGCUCUUUAUUACAUUCAUAUGUUAUCCCUGCCUGGGUUCCUGCUAACAAGUGGCAGCAUCAUCGAACAUGCUAUCAAGUAUAGUUCCUCUGAGCCUUUGUUUGCCCUGCAAGAUAUCCCUGUGUUGGAAAGCAUCCCAAAGUUAUGGAUUUUCUUAGUGGGAAACAUGCUCACACAAUAUGUGUGUAUUAGCUCAGUUUUUACACUGACGUCAGAAUGCACUUCCUUGACAGUGACACUGGUCCUGACUCUGCGUAAAUUCUUGUCUCUCAUUUUCUCAAUUAUUUAUUUCAUGAACCCAUUUACUCUGUAUCACUGGAUUGGGGCAUUGUUAGUAUUUAGUGGAACACUGCUCUUUACAGAUUUCAUUGGAAAGGUUAAGGAAGCAUUUGGUCAACCCAAAGCAAAGGAAGAAUAAUAUCUUAUUUAGAUUUAUUUAUUUAUUUAUUUAUUAUUAUUUUUUUUUUUUUUUUAUUUGUUUAUUUUUUUUAGUUCAUGCAUUUCUGUAAGUUCAUUUUCUUUAUGUGCGUUACUGACCAGCGAAGGAAAAUCACUUUUUCCUCUUUUCAUUAUCAUAUUCAUCCAUAAUAAUCAUUAUUUAUUUGGUUCUUUGUAAUCACCAUUGUUAUUUUUUCCUUUCUGACACUGAUUUGCUUUGUAUAGUAACAUUAAUCAUGUAACAGGUUUGCUUUCACAGCAGAUAGUGAUGUCAAAGGAGUAGAUAAUGUGGUAGUUCACAUUGAAGGAUUUAUUAGAUGUAGAAGUGAAGUGCCUACUGUUAUUCAUAUUGUAUUAUUUACUAUCUUUAUGUAAGAUAUGGGUUUGAAAAGGAUAAAAGACAUAGGAUAGUAUGAGUUGUGUAAUAAACUGGUUCAGGACAUUUUGGUGGUUGUAUUAUAAGAAAGUUGUUGACUUGAUAGUUGUCUAAUUUGUUGCAUCUUGUUUUGCAAUUUGUAGAGCAGUCACAGUACAGAUUUUGAGGUUGAUUGUUAUUUUUGUUAAGAGACUAUGUAUGCUUUUUUAUUUGAAGUAAUAUUGUUAGCAUAUUUAUGUAAUAUUUCUUCCCCUUUGAAGGCAAUGCUGUUAUUCACAAAAGCAUAUUACUGGUAUAUAUUUUCAUUAAAUGAAGUUACAUUUAUUUAGCAUUAGCUGUUAGAAAAAAGCCCUCAGAUCUUUUAAAAGUUCUUUGAGUGCCAUUCAGAAUGUGAUGUUUGGAUCUUUCUAGGUGAAUAGCAAGAAUAAUACAUUCAGUUCAAUCUUCAAUUCCCUAGGAUGAGUAUUUAAUAGUAGACUAUUACUAACUACUGUAUAGUUUUUAUAUAUUAUGUAGAUGAAGAUCUAGGAUUCUGAUCUCGUUUAGAUUCAUAUAGACGAAAGGCUUAAAUGCUGUGUAAUCACUGAUUUUCUGAUCAUAUUUCUUUGGUAUUUUGUGAUUGAUAACUGUGAAUUGUAAAGUUCAUAUAAUACCAUCCAGAUGCAUUUAAAGAGAGAGGACUAAAUAAAGAUUGCUGCUUUAAUUAACAAAUGAAAUCUUACAAAGACCAUUGUUGAGCAGAUGCUAAAUAAACAUGAACUUCACUUGUAUCUCUUUCACUAGGAAUUUAUUCAGUAUCCAUGAAAACUGGGCCUAUAUUCUUAAGUUGCAGUAGCUCCUGAUUCUGUUCAUAUUGUGGUUUAUGUUCAUCACUUUUAGUUUCUUAUAAAAGGUAAUUAACCUGUUGCAUUUACUAAUUGGACUUCCUGACUUGUUAAAUCUGAAUCUCUCACUGUUAAGGUUGUGUGUAGUGUUGAAUUAACUUGUUAUUACUACUACUUUGUCUUCCUCUUUUUACUUCUCUAAUCAUUCUUCCUUAACCCAAUCACCCCAUUUGGUAAGAAUACCUAUCAUACUUACAGUAAUAUAAGUUAAUUUAUUAUCUACAUGUAGAUGCCUCUACAAUUACUUAGUCACCAAGGAGUCAGUUAUUAGUCCUACCUAUUUCACCUGUUUACCUUUUCCUUGAAUUUUAGAAAGUUUCCUUUGUAUUAUUUUCUUGUCUUUAAUCUUCUUAAUAUUUUAUUGAUAAUUUAAUAAUCAUGAAAUCACUCAGAAGAAUAACAGUUUCAACAUUAAUAGUAGUAGAAGGAGAUACACAUUUUCCUUCUAUUUAAAGGAAUGGGGAAAUCAGGCGUAGUCACUAGGGCUCCUUGGUGGCUGAGCACUUGUGGAACCAUCUGUGUGUAAAAUAAUUAAUGAAAAAAAGACAACAGGGGACAGUACAUAGAUCCAUGGUCAUUGGGUUAAUGGUGGUUGUUUUAUUUUAUUUGUAGUGCGUAUGUCACUAAUAUAAUUUAAGUGUUUUGUGGGAUAGGAAGAAGCGAUAAUGGAGCUUCCAAGUGCGCUGUAGUUUCAUACCAGUUGAUAUUGAUACAUGAAACAAUGGUAGCCUUUAGUGAUGUUAGACAGACUAUACUAUGUAGACAUCAAUCAUUCAUCCAUUCUUUUGAUGAUUAUUUUUCUCUCUCUCUUUUUUUUUUUUUUUUUUUUUUUUUAUUGAUAUUUUACAGGUGUUUUGAUGGUUACCAGUUUCUCUCAUGCCAUUAUUUGAGUUGCAGUUCACUUGCAUGUACAGAAACCAACACUUUCUUGGUGGCUUGAGUAUACACGUAUGUACCAUCUUCCAAUGGUGUUGACAUUGGAAGCUUCUGAUGUUUUUACA
Messenger RNA from Penaeus vannamei (Pacific white shrimp), 3511 nucleotides. The record is from RefSeq and is a predicted model, not a curated record. NCBI's taxonomy places the organism in Eukaryota, Metazoa, Arthropoda, Malacostraca, Decapoda, Penaeidae.